UGAUCCAAUUUAUCCAUGAGACUUCCCACACUCAGUUUCAUUGCCCACCCCCUGUACAUACACAGGGUGAAGUUGUUGAAAAGUGGGGCAAUUAAACCACCUUUAAUUUUUUUUAUUGAAACGGCUUGCCACAUUGUGGGUGCUCGAGCCAUUUGUAUACUGUAUCUAGGCAACGCCUUGAGCGGAAGAACAAGCAGAGCACAUCGUCACAGGAAAAUUAACUCGACAACCAUGCCUGGUAGUGUGCACGUUGAGAGGACUCUCGCACUGAUAAAACCUGAUGCAGUUCGACACUUUGAUGAAAUAGAGGGAGUCAUCCUUCAAGCAGGGCUAUGUAUACUACAAAAACGACAGCUGCAGCUGAGCCCCGAACAGUGCAGCGAUUUCUAUGCUGAAAAGUAUGGGAAGAUGUUUUUCCCAAGUCUGACAGCGUUCAUGAGCUCUGGACCAAUCAUCGCUCUUGUGCUGGCCAGAGACGAGGCCAUCACCGUCUGGAAGAAGCUGAUGGGCCCUGUCAACAGCACAAAAGCUAAAGAAACCCACCCCAACUGCCUCAGGGCCAGAUAUGGGACUUCAGACCUACGGAAUGCGGUGCACGGCAGCGAAUGUUCUGAUGCUGCUGAACGAGAGAUCAAAUUCAUGUUCCCAGAUUCUGUAAUCGAGCCCAUUCCCUUGGGUGUGGCAGGUAAAGACUAUCUCGACAUACACGUCAAUGCAGCUCUUCUUACGGGCUUAACAGAACUAUGCAAGAGAAAGCCAACAGACCCUUAUACAUGGCUAGCUGACUGGCUGCUGAACAACAACCCGAACAAACCCAAAAUAGCCAUGGUGGAACCUCCCAGUGACAUCUGAUUAUUGAACGGAUAAUUUAUGACCAUGGCACUUCAUAUUUGUUUCAUUGGUCCAUUUUGUUACUUUAAUGUAUAGGCUUGUAGUCUGCAAUCCUCCAAUUGUGUUCACUCUCACAGACUAUAAUUAAAAAGUCAUGACUAUUAUUUGAGUGAUAUUGGACCUGUUUCUACAAAUUCAGGCCUGGGGAUAAUUCCCACUUUUGAAAAGAUUCAGAGAAUCACAUUCAUGAAGCUGAUGUAAGUCUUCACAAGUUCAACUACAGUGCACUGCUAAAAUAAAGGAGAUAUCAAAACACAA
This is a messenger RNA of Engraulis encrasicolus (European anchovy), 1149 nucleotides long. RefSeq names its product nucleoside diphosphate kinase homolog 5-like. Gene Ontology annotation, molecular function: nucleoside diphosphate kinase activity. The transcript has 6 exons. Bases 16 to 852 code for a protein of 278 amino acids. Lineage: Eukaryota; Metazoa; Chordata; Actinopteri; Clupeiformes; Engraulidae. The record is from RefSeq and is a predicted model, not a curated record. Gene Ontology annotation, cellular component: cilium. Gene Ontology annotation, biological process: UTP biosynthetic process; cilium movement; GTP biosynthetic process.